Messenger RNA from Harmonia axyridis, 6441 nucleotides. It is a transcript of the gene Pkc98E, whose product is annotated as protein kinase C. Lineage: Eukaryota; Metazoa; Arthropoda; Insecta; Coleoptera; Coccinellidae. The transcript has 11 exons. Gene Ontology annotation, molecular function: ATP binding; diacylglycerol-dependent serine/threonine kinase activity. Bases 162 to 2276 code for a protein of 704 amino acids. Gene Ontology annotation, biological process: protein phosphorylation. The record is from RefSeq and is a predicted model, not a curated record.
GUCUAGUGUCUGAUCUGUCAAUCGUCUAAAAACAUCAACUAUUCUAGUGUGAAAUGUGUAUCUCCCUUUAAAACAAAUUUUCUAUGUAGGCGAGAUCGACCACUAUUAAGUAAAUGCGCGAAUAUAGUGUUAAGAAGUGUGUGCUGUCUUGACCAGUUUCAAUGUUCACCGGGUCAAUUCGUGUGAAAAUAUGCGAGGCACAAGGCUUGAGACCGACGGACUGCUCCAAACGCCACAACAUGGCGUUUGGGAAAAACGACGAUACGCAGCUGAUGGAUCCCUAUGUGACUAUAGACGUCGACGAUGAUACUCAUGUAGCCCAAACAACCGCGAAGGCGAAAACCCUAGACCCUGUGUGGAACGAACUUUUCGAACACACUGUGGAAAACGCGAGAACAAUAACUUUUACAGUCUUUCACGAUGCUGUCAUCUCUCCAGACGUUUUUGUUGCUAAUUGCAGCAUUCAUUUCGAAGAUAUAAUGACUACAGAGAAAGAAAAAGAAGAAAAUGAUUUGUGGGUUAAUUUGGAACCAAAAGGAAGACUGCAUUUAAAAAUUGAACUGAAAACAUCGAAUGAAUAUGGAGCGAAACCAAGAGAAUUCAAGGAGCGGCAAGGCUUCAACAGAAGAAGAGGGGCUAUGCGAAGAAGAGUACAUCAGGUUAAUGGUCACAAAUUUAUGGCAACCUUCUUGAGACAACCUACAUUUUGCUCCCAUUGUCGUGAUUUCAUUUGGGGAUUGGGCAAGCAAGGCUAUCAAUGUCAAGUUUGCGCCUGUGUAGUUCACAAAAGAUGUCAUUUGCAAGUCGUUACAAGUUGUCCAGGUACAAAGGUCGAGUCAAGCCAACAGAGUACCAGAUUCAAUGUGAACUUACCUCAUCGUUUUGUAGUCCAUACUUACAAGAAGUUUACUUUUUGUGACCAUUGCGGUUCUUUAUUGUAUGGACUGUUCAAGCAAGGGUUGCACUGCGAGGUGUGCUCUCUCAAUGUCCACAAGAGAUGUCAAAAAAACGUGGCGAACAACUGCGGUAUUAAUACGAAACAGAUGGCUGAAAUACUUACGGCCAUAGGGGUAUCACCUGAUAAACAAACACCAAGAAGAGCUACAAAGUAUAUUUCUGGCCCAGGCAAUGGCAGCUCUGAGGCUGGUGGGGAAAAUCAAGCAUCCGAACAGACUGUUGAUAAUCAAGGGAAAUUGGUGGAGGAAAAAUUGCAUAAUAAUGUUUCAGGAAGAGAUGGAAGCCAGACAAAGGUUGGGUUGGAGGAAUUCACCUUCAUUAAAGUUCUCGGUAAAGGAAGUUUUGGCAAAGUUAUGUUAGCUGAGAAAAAGGAUACUGAGGAAAUAUACGCCAUUAAAGUGUUGAAGAAGGAUGUUAUCAUACAAGAUGAUGAUGUUGAUUGUACCAUGACAGAAAAACGAAUAUUGGCUUUAGCCGCUAAACAUCCUUUUCUCACAGCUUUACAUUCUUGUUUCCAGACUGCAGAUAGGUUGUUUUUCGUAAUGGAAUACGUGAAUGGUGGCGAUCUGAUGUUUCAAAUACAACGAGCCAGGAAGUUUGACGAAGCACGUGCAAGGUUCUAUGCUGCCGAGGUUACUCUUGCUCUCCAGUUUUUGCAUAAGAACGGCGUUAUAUAUAGGGAUCUCAAAUUGGACAACAUUUUAUUGGAUGCUGAGGGACAUUGCAAACUGGCUGAUUUCGGAAUGUGUAAAGAGGGUAUCUUAGAUGGUACUACCACAACUACUUUUUGUGGAACGCCGGACUACAUAGCACCAGAGAUCUUGCAGGAACUUGAAUAUAGCGCUAGCGUCGAUUGGUGGGCUUUAGGUGUUCUCAUGUAUGAAAUGAUGGCUGGUCAACCUCCUUUUGAGGCAGAUAAUGAAGAUGAUCUGUUUGAAUCCAUUCUUCAUGAUGACGUUCUAUAUCCGGUGUGGUUGAGCAAAGAUGCCGUCAACAUACUGAAGGGUUUCAUGAUAAAGAACCCCAGUCGCAGAUUAGGGUGUGUUGCAGCUCAUGGCUACGAGGCUGCCAUAAGGGUGCAUCCUUUCUUCAAGGAAAUUGACUGGGUUGCUCUAGAACAUAGAAGGAUUAAGCCACCAUUCAAACCGAAAAUUAAAAAUAAGAAGGAUGCCCUGAAUUUCGAUGCUGAAUUUACAAAGGAGGAACCUAUUCUUACACCAGUUACACAAGAAGUACUGGUGUCCAUAAAUCAGGAUGAGUUUAGAGAUUUUUCCUUUGUCAACAAGGACUACAAUCCUGGGAGGUUCGUAGCUGAAUAAACUUGUACUCUUCACACUACUGAGAAUAUUAAAAAAACACUUGAACUUAGCGCAUUUGACGUUUAGUAUUUAUCGAAUAUUAGUUUGAGAAAGGGAGGUUCAGUAGAUGGUCAUACACUAUAAAUAUAGAAUGAUCAAUUGUUUUUUUAAUGUUACUGGGGUCAAUACCUCCCUAAAAAAAAAUGUUUUGUUUUAUUUGAUCUAAUUCUUUCAUAGGAAAAUUAAGACAUUCUUUUGAACCUCUUUUUGUUUCUGCAAUCAGGUUGAGAACAGCUUUAAAGUUAAAAUAUAGAUGUUCAAGAUUUUUUAUGUUGUCGAUUAGCGAUUUACUCAUCGAGAUGUAUAUCGGUCGAACCUCAUAUUGUAAUUUAAGAAGACAGAGUUUAUCUGAAUAAGUUGACAAAAUGUAUAGAUAAGUGCUUGAAAAAUUGCAAAAAAAAAUUUAUGUUGUGUUCAUGAAUAUGUUCUUUUCAAGUAUUACAAAUAUUACUUUUAUUCAGAAAAUAUGUAAAAAUAAGGUUAUAAGAAUUUAGGGCAAUGAUAAAUUCAGUUUAUUCAGUAUAAAGUUACCUUAUUUGGAAAUUUGUGGAAACAAAAGAGGCCAUCAAAAAAGGGAUAAAAGAAAGUACUAGUACGAGACUCAAUCCUAAAACACUAGGUUUCUAUGCCAUACCCUGUACAAUGUGUCUGGUGCUUUGGACAUUUUACCUACCGUUUUGCGUGUAUUUCCCAUAUAAAUUCAGUGAAUUGGAAAUAAUAUUUCAACAUCUGUUAAAACAUUUAUCCAGGCACCAAAUCUUUGGAUUUCAUCAGUCAGUCAGUACUUUACAAAUGCUAUGAGACCUUUGUAUGUAUACUAAAGAUGGGCAGUAAAAUUCAAUUCAGAGUUAUUAGUACAAUAAAAUUCAUUUAAUCGAAUAAGAUUCACACACAUCUGAAGGAGUUUCAAUUAUAGUGCAACAUGUCAUUCUAUACCUUGAACAUUUUUAAAAAAAUAAUUGAAACGAUGACGUCAAUUAUUAAUUAUUUUUUGUGAAUCAAUUAAUGAAGAUUGAUAUUGCCAUUAUUAUUCCUUCAAAAAUAUUUUAUCCCUUGAAACAUAUAUAGAAGUGUGCACAUUUUGAAUGAGUACAACCAGUAGAUGUCUUUUGGAACAAUGACGGUAAUAACUAUUUUCGAUUAUGUAUCAUUUAAAAUUAAUAAGAUCUGUUUUGGAGUGAGUAAACGCAGAGGGAUUAUAGAAUCUUUCAAAUGCAAAUUCUGCAUGCCUAGUCCAAUCUCAAAUCUGUUACACUUUUGUAGAUUCUACAAAUAUUCCUCAUUAUUGAUUUUAAUGCUUCAAACAAGCGGUGGUAACUCAUAUUAAAUAUUCAAGUUAUUUUCUGAAAUUAAUAUGUAUCCUAAUUAUUUGAAAAUAAUUGAAAGACUAAGUGUACUAGUUCUUUCUUAUCUCGCUCAAUGACUUCUUUUUUCUUCCAACAAAAUCACAAAAUCAGUUUUAAUAUUGAUGAAAUUAUUCGCUUCCAAUUUUUCACUUUGUAUAUUUGUAAGAAAAUUGUCGGGCUAUAGAGUCAGUCCCCCUGUUGUGAAUGAUACACAAGCCAAUAGACUAAAAGAAAGAAAAAUAUAUGUGAUGGAUAAUCAAAUAUUCAAGUAUACCAUGGAAAUACUCUGUUUGAAAAGAAUUAAUAAUAAGAAUGGGGCACAAGUUUACAAAUCAGUGAUUAUUGAUAAUUUUACCAAAUAAAUUGGGACUUCUUUGAAAGCUCUAGUGAGGAAAAAAAUGUUCUAAUUAGAUUCAAUGAUUCUUAUUCUUGGCCAGUUCUUGGUUUUUUUAGAGAAGGUGCUGCUCUAAACCUUUUGUGUGACCCAAAGUAUAACUGAAACCACCUUCUCUAAUAAAAUCAAGAAUAGGCCUAGACCAAGAAUCCUUUAUAUUUGUUGAUUUUAGGAAGCCACAAUUUUCUCAUUUCUACAUGAUACUUGAAUAAUUCAGGCAGAUCAAUGUUUUUGUAACAGAUUAUAGGCCAAAAUAAAGACCUCAAUGGUUUAAUAAUCUAUUUGAUUAUAAAUCACAUAUUUUGGGCUGAUCCACUACCUUGCUGUAAAAUUCUAUAUACGAUAAUUUUCUGAGCAAUCUAUGCUUACUCAAGUUUGUUAAAAAUUUUUGAAUAUAUCAACUCUUUUUACGUUGACAAGAUAAGAAGUAAUGAGGGAAUUGUUAUUAUAUCCAAUUGAAAAGCUGAUAAAAAGCCCAGAUUCUGAAACUGCUGAAUGUAAAGAUAAAUCGACCGGGUUGUGAGAUUUACUUUGGAAUCAAACGCACACUGUCAUGUUUCGUUGUCUAAUAGAAUUUGUGACCACGUAUACUGCCUGUGUGAAAAAAUUGAAAAAUUUUCAGAUAUCUUUAACAAAUUAGUUAUUUCAUAGUGAAAAUAUAUGUGAUUAACAACGCAUAAGUUGGAGCGUCCAAGACAAAAAAGAUUAUUGGACUGAGGUUGUAAGUACAGAAAUUUUGCAUGAUUAGGUAUAAAUUGAGUGCAAUAUAAUUUGUUGAAGUUUUCUUGAAUCGUCAUUUGGUUUUGGACGAUCCAGCUACAAACAGAAUGCAGUUUAUUAACAGAAAUUGAAAAUAGAAAAACGGAUUUAUAUUGUCACCAAAAAUUUUAACCAUAUUCUGAACUCCUUUGAGAUUGAGUGCUGAACAGAAAAUCUAAAUUUUUGAUACGUUAUUGUUAAUAUGAUUGUCAACUGUUACAAAUUAAUCAUUUUCAAAUUUAUAAUUUUAUUUAGAUAAAUACUGUUGAUAAUCAAGCAUUCUGUUUCUGCAGAAACUACCUAAAUGUAUUUCUUAAAGCUUUUAUAUAUGUUGUUUAUAUUCACCAAAGAUUAAUUUAUUUAUUAAAGAGAAGAUAUAAGUACUAUAAAUGUUAAAAAUAUAUAGUUUAAUAAUUGAGAAAAUGCAAUGUUGAAAUUUAGUAGAAUUUCUUUCACAUAUUGUGAAUGGUGAGAGUGAGUGGUGAAUUGCCUGUUUGGAGUCAGAGCAAGUCUAGUUUGUUCUAGUAUUCUUCAGUUUCCAUCGUCAAUGUCUUUUUGUUUAUUCGUAUAUAUUUAUGCUGGAAACUAGAGAAUAUGAAAACUUAUAUCAAAUCACACUGUAGUAUUGCAUUUGUAGGGUUUUUUGUUGAAUGUGAUGUUUGCAUCAUGCACUGAUAUAUUCGUUAUUGUCCAUUCAAAUUGUCAUAGAUAUAUGAAAUUGAAAAUUGCUUCUAUAAAUAUUCUUAAUUUCAGUCUUGGAGAUGCAAAUAUCUCAUGACAAAUAUUUUCAGGAAAUGUAUUCAUAAUACUAUAUUGUUGAAAAAGAUGUUUAUCAGUGUGGCUUAGGCUAUUCUUAAAAAAGUAGUUCAUAAAGAUUAAUCUUGCUAAAAUCUAGUAAAUGUGUAGAAAUUUUUACUGCUAAGUUGGCACCAGUUAUCAACAAUUUAAUGUUUUGCUGUUUUUAUGGGAAGUGGAAGGAAACAUCUUUUAAGGUUAUAUCAAAAAUUAUUGAGAAUGAAAAAAAAUUUAGUUAAUAUUCAGUUUUUAUUAAUAAUUAACUCGUCAAAUCUGAAAAAGUAGGUCUCAACUACUGGAUUCCAAAAUAUAUAAUACUUUCAUAUAUAGAAUUAAUAUCACAUUGAGUUUCACAGAUUCAAAUCACAUGCAAAUUGCCUUUUGAGUGCAAAAAUUUUAAUUUAGUAAAUUGUUUGGUAAUGUAAUAAAAAACAUAAAUUAAAAGCUACUCCCAAAUUUGACCAAUACCAUUGAGUAUUGAUGUACUUUAAUACUAAUUGGCAAUCCUUCCAUCACCCAGGCAAUGUGUUUCAUAAAACAAAAUUAAUUUUUUUAAAUACUCAAUUGAACUGUUGGAAUUGGAAAAAAACAUAUGUUAUUCUGUAAUUUCAGAUACUGAAAUUUGGCUCUAACAAUUAUUCCAUGCUGUACAUAUAAGUUCAAAAUAAUACAGGUGGCUUAAACGAAAAGUGUUGUGCCAAAUAACCCAUCUAUUGAUUUCCCUUAUCCACUCACCCUCUUGUUAUUGUUUGUAUAUCAUAUUUGUACUAGCAAUGUGUUGUACCUAUUUCGUUAAUGGUGUACUAAAAUUAAAUAAAUAUUAUUUAAGAUA